UCCACCUCCUCCUCCUUCUCUCCACUGCCUGGGUGGUCUCCCCUUCUCUCUCUCUCUCUCUCUCUACCUCGGCGAGCCGUUGCUUAGCAGCUAAUAAUAGGAGCCGCUCGCGAAGUAAUUUGCCUCUUUUUCUCUCUCUCCCCCCUCCUCGGCCAAUGAGAGGCUCCUCUCUGGCCCCCUUUUUCAGGCUCAGCAGAGAGGCAGCGCGCCGCAAACGGUCCCUGCACGGCGAAGGGAGCUCCACUCCUGCUUUAAAACAAAACACACACACACACACACACACACACACACUUACACAUAUAGAGAGAUUCAGGGACGAAUGAAGAGCGACGGACGUGCACGGAUUGAGGCGCAUGAUGUUGGGAUGGUGCCGCUGGACUUCGGCUCGAGGGAAGAAGAAGAUUAAAACGCGUCGUUUCAGCUCGUCGUGGUGGUCACCACGGUGGUCAUCCUCAGCCCGGACUUCUUGGCUAGCCGCUUCGUCUUCUCGAGUGGACUAUGGCCUCGGAGCCCAGAGACUCUCCCCCGGGCUAUGAGCGCACUCCUCCGCCUAACAGCACCCGUCAGCCCCGCAGCAACACUUACUGCCACGCCGCCUUCGCGCUCAAGCACAUUUCAAAGGGGAAGGCUGCAGGGCAGAGAGCGCCGCUGUGGAUCCGGGCCAGGUUCCAGGCUCUCCUCUUUACUCUGGGUUGCCACAUCCAGCGACACUGUGGAAAAGUUCUUUUCAUUGGGCUGCUCGUGUUUGGAGCCUUAUCAGUCGGACUGCGAGUGGCAGCUAUCGAGACGGAUAUUGAGCAGCUAUGGGUAGAAGCUGGAAGUAGGGUGAGCAGGGAAUUGCGCUACACGAAAGAAAAGCAAGGAGAAGAGACAGUAUUCACCUCGCAGAUGCUCAUACAGACACCCAAACAGGAAGGAACCAAUAUUCUUACCCAGGAGGCUUUGCUGCUCCACCUGGAGGCAGCUCUGUCAGCCAGCAAAGUCCAGGUGUCUCUUUAUGGAAAAUCUUGGGACCUUAACAAAAUUUGCUUCAAAUCCGGAGUCCCGAUUAUAGAAAACGUCAUGAUUGAAAGGAUGAUUGACAAGCUUUUCCCAUGCAUGAUUGUUACCCCACUGGACUGCUUCUGGGAGGGCUCCAAACUGCAGGGAGGCUCCGCCUACUUACCGGGGAUGCCUGACAUUCAGUGGAUGAAUCUGGACCCUCUGAAGCUGAUGGAGGAGCUGAGCCAGUUCACCUCACUGGAAGGCUUUAGGGAGAUGCUGGACAAGGCUCAGGUGGGCCAUGCCUACAUGAACCGACCCUGCCUGGACCCCAACGAUCCAGAUUGCCCCCAGAGUGCCCCCAACAAGGACCUGCGGCAGAGUCCUGACAUUGCUGUGGAAUUGAAGGGUGGUUGCCAUGGUUUCUCCAAGAAGUUCAUGCACUGGCAGGAAGAACUGAUCCUGGGUGAGCGAGCGAAGAACUCCCAGGGUUCUUUGCAAAGUGCUGAGGCCUUGCAGACAAUGUUUCUUCUCAUGAGUCCCAAGCAGCUGUAUGAACACUUUAAAGACGACUAUGAGAUCCACGAUAUCAACUGGAAUGAGGACAAGGCCACUGCCAUCCUGGAGACCUGGCAGAGGAAGUUUGUAGAGGUGGUCCACAGCAGCAUUCCUCAGAAUUCCUCCUCUAAUGUGUAUGCCUUCUCGACCACCACACUCAACGACAUCAUGAAGUCUUUCUCUGACAUCAGUGUCAUCAGGGUGGCGGGUGGCUACCUGCUCAUGUUGGCGUAUGCGUGUGUGACCAUGCUCCGCUGGGACUGUGCUAAGAGUCAGGGCGCAGUGGGGCUGGCUGGAGUGCUGCUGGUGGCUCUGUCCGUGGCUGCAGGUUUGGGACUUUGCUCUCUGCUGGGGCUGUCUUUCAACGCUGCCACCACACAGGUGUUGCCAUUCCUGGCACUGGGGAUAGGGGUAGACGACAUGUUUCUUCUGGCUCAUUCGUUCACUGAGACCGGAUCCAACAUCCCCUUCAAGGAAAGAACCGGUGACUGUCUCAGGAGAACCGGCACUAGUGUGGCUCUCACCUCCAUUAACAAUAUGAUUGCCUUCUUCAUGGCAGCACUAGUGCCCAUUCCUGCCCUAAGGGCAUUCUCGUUGCAGGCUGCUGUUGUGGUGGUGUUUAAUUUUGCUAUGGUUCUGCUCAUCUUCCCUGCUAUCCUGAGUCUGGACUUGCACAGACGUGAGGACAAAAGGCUGGACAUUCUGUGCUGCUUCUACAGCCCGUGUUCCUCUCGAGUGAUCCAGAUCCAGCCUCAGGAGUUCUCAGAUGCGAACGACAACCAUCCGCCCCCCCAUGCUCACGCCCCUGCUACACCUACUUUCACUGGCUCCACCACCAUCACCACCAGCACGCACAUCACCACCACAGUGCAGGCCUUUACGCAGUGUGAUGCUGCUGGCCAGCACAUCGUCACCAUCCUUCCCCCGACCUCCCAGAUCUCUACCAGCCCUGCACCCCCGGCUUCCUCGUCCUCCUCCAAUGACCCCUAUGGCUCAAGCCUCUUCACUCCUUCCAGCUCCACCCGGGACCUCCUGUCCCAGACUGAAGAGUCGCGACCUGUCCGAGAUUGUGCGCCCUUGCCCUUCCUGCGCUGGGACCUGGCUCGUUUUGCCCGGGACAAGUAUGCCCCCCUGCUGCUUAAGCCUGAGACCAAGACAGUAGUGGUAGUGGCAUUUGUGGCCCUGCUGGGCCUCAGCCUCUAUGGCACAACCAUGGUCCGUGACGGCCUUUAUCUGACCGACAUAGUGCCCCGGGACACCAAGGAGUACGACUUUAUCUCUGCACAGUUCAAAUACUUCUCCUUCUACAACAUGUACCUGGUCACCAUGGACAGGUUCGACUAUGCCCGCUCCCAAAGGGAGCUCUUGCAGCUUCACAAUGCCUUCAACUCGGUCAAGUAUGUGGUGAGGGACAGUGAACAGAAGCUGCCCCGCAUGUGGCUCCACUACUUUCAGGACUGGCUCCGAGGGCUUCAGGCUUCAUUUGAUGCUGAUUGGGAAGCAGGCAGGAUUACCUAUGACAGCUACCGCAACGGCACUGAGGAUGGUGCAUUAGCCUAUAAACUUCUCAUCCAGACUGGCUCCAAGAAAGAGCCCUUCAACUACAGCCAGUUGACAUCCCGUCGCCUGGUGGACAAUGAUGGUAUGAUUCCAGCGGAGGUCUUCUACAUCUACCUGACAGUGUGGGUCAGUAAUGACCCACUGGGUUAUGCUGCCUCCCAGGCCAACUUCUACCCACAUCCUCACGAGUGGAUCCACGACAAGUAUGACACCACUGGCGAGAAUCUGCGUAUCCCUGCUGCUGAACCCUUGGAGUUUGCUCAGUUUCCCUUCUACCUGAAUGGCCUCCGCCAAGCCUCAGACUUCAUCGAGGCAAUAGAAAGCGUGCGCUCCAUCUGUGAGGAGUUCAUGCGCAAGGGCAUACAAAACUAUCCUAAUGGCUAUCCAUUUCUCUUCUGGGAGCAGUACAUCGGUCUGCGCCACUGGUUCCUGCUGUCCAUCAGCGUGGUGCUGGCCUGCACCUUCCUGGUGUGUGCCAUCCUGCUGCUCAAUCCAUGGACUGCAGGUGUAAUUGUUUUUAUCUUGGCUAUGAUGACGGUAGAACUGUUUGGCAUCAUGGGACUAAUUGGUAUCAAGCUGAGUGCCAUCCCUGUGGUCAUCCUUAUUGCUUCUGUUGGCAUUGGAGUGGAGUUCACGGUACACAUAGCACUGGGUUUUUUGACUGCCAUCGGGGACAGAAACACACGCUCGGCCGUGGCUCUGGAGCACAUGUUUGCACCGGUGAUGGACGGCGCUAUCUCCACUCUGCUGGGGGUGCUCAUGCUGGCCGGGUCCGAGUUUGACUUCAUCAUGAGGUACUUCUUUGCAGUGUUGGCUAUCUUGACCUUGUUGGGGAUCCUGAAUGGUUUGGUACUGCUGCCCGUUCUCCUCUCUGUCAUGGGCCCUCCGGCCGAGGUCACCCCUGCCAACAGCGGCAACUGUCUGUCCAGCCCCUCGCCUGAGCUUACACCUCCAACCAUGAACCAUCAUGGUUACUACGCGGGACAUGUUCCCAGAGGACGCCGCCAGGCCUUCUCUGAAGUCUCAGACUCCGAGUACUACUCCGAGACAACCACCACGUCCGGGAUUGGGGAAGAAGAUUACAAGCACUGUGACAGGAGCGCGUACAUAACUGCUCCCACCCAGCAUCCCACCUCCCACAUUCUGCUGGAGGCCAGCAAGAACCCUACUUUUCCUAAACUCACAGUAGUGAAACCGUUCAGUGAAGGUUCGGCUGCAGGUGGCCUGAGAGAUCAAGCUAGCGAGUCAACCCAGAACGCUGUGAAUUCCAUCAGUUCACAGGUCAUGCGGUUUGAUGGCAAACAAGAGUACCAGGGACAUAGGAGACAGCAUUUACCUAGUGACAGGACCCACUGUGCUGGAAGGACUACUCACUGUGGCCCCAGCAGAGGGCCACAGCAGAACAGGACUAAAGCGCCGGUCCAUGCCGGCAACACGGUCACUAUGGUUACGGCCACCGCCUCGGUGACGGUGGCGGUGCACCCGAGCUUGCCGGGAUCCUAUCAGGGUUAUAUGCAUGAGGGCUUUGAGGAUAGUGAGUCAGACUUUUUCGAGGACACUAAGAGGACUUCACAAUCUUAUGGGAAAGCAACUGACUCUUCCCAGAGAGACUCUUUGGAAAUCCAAGAUUUGGAAUCUCUAGAGAAAAACCAGCAUCAAGCUAACCAGGGUCUAGGUGGUACAAGGAUCCAAGCAGCCAAAGAUUGCUAGACAGCCCCACUCCCUUCUUCCACAUCCCUUUGUCUGGAAUCUAUCUCUGGCUGUCUCGGGACGUCCGCAGCCCCAACUCUGUCUCUUUAAACUGUACAUAGACCUCAGAGAUGAGAGGAUUUAUUUUAAAAGAUAUUAAAAAAAGAUCUUGUUUUAAGAUUAUAUAUACAUCUAUAAAUAUAUAUUUUAAUACUAAAAAGAGGGAAAACUAUUUAAAAGAGUACUGUAUAACUUGUGUAUUCUCUUAUGAAAAGUCAGAGGUAUAAGAGGAUUCGGAGGCUUUGAUUCCUCCUUUGUAUAGAUUAUGAAAUGUGCUAUAUGUAAAAAUUGAGAAGUGAAAUGAUACUAGGUUAUUGAAAAUGAAAGGUCAGUGUUCUUUUUUUUUUUUUGCUGCUACACAUCAGAUUUGAGAUGAUUUGCCUUGAAAAUAUGCAGUACCCCCUCCUCAAUAAGCUGCAACUUUACAUUAACACGUUCUCACACUGCAGCCUCCUCCAGUCCGUUGCCUUGCCUUUUGAUUGCACUGUAACCUACAGAACCCUACAGAGAUACUGUUCUGCCAUUUAUCUCCUUCAACAAGCUGUUCUUUUCCUUAUUUUUAUAUCUUUUUUAAAUACCUUUAUUUAAUUGAGGGCAACCAUCGUGCCUUUCCAUGCUACAUUGCAGAUGUUAUUCUAUGUUGGUGUUCUUCAGUGGGGUUAUCAUUGAAAAGGACACAUUUCCUUCUGUGGUCCUAGACAUUUUUUUCUCCAAAAAUGUGUCAAUGUCUCUUAUUUGCUUUUUCUACUAAGGUCAGUAGAACAUGCAGUGUAGAACUAGGGAUCAGAUGAGAUUCACUUUCCAGGUGUUUUUCUUGUCUUUAUCAGCCACCUGCUCUUUUUUUAGUCAUUUGCAGACUGUACGUUUAAAUACUUGAAGUGGUGAGAUGCACAUGUAUUUCCUUAUGAUUAUUAUUUUAGCUGUACAGUAAGUAAUUGUAACGUUUGUCAUGAUGUUCCUGCUUAAAAUGCAGGAUGUCAGUGCUAGGCAAAUUAGCGGUUAACCCAAAAUGUUGCUCAGAAAGGGAAUUGUAUUUAAGUGCAAAGGGAGGUAGUUGUUUUAUUUCUGUUUUCAGUUGUGUUAGGGGAUGAUAAUGCAUAGCUCAUAGCAAGUCCCAUGCAGUGGUGGAUUAGGUAGAGUUCCUGUAGGCUUCUCCAGCCAGCCCAGUCUAGAGGCAGGCAACUGUCUUAGAUUUCACAUUCAAGCCAGUAUUUUUUCCAUUUUCUACAUCUGUCUCUCAGACAAAGCUCAGCCUUUCAGCACUGGUCAUAACACUGCCAGGUUAAACCCAGGGAAUCGUAUUAGAUUUAAGUGGCAGCUUCACGUUUCUUUCUCUUUUUUUUUUGUGACAGGACUAGAAACAACGUUACGUAGCUACUGAAUCUACAACACAACACAAUCCAACAACACAAAAUCAAGCAAUCUACAGUCUGAGAUAGCAGACAAGAAAGUCUAGGGGGCGGGGGUCCUGCAUAGGUUUGUAGUUCUAUUUCAAAUGUACGUCAUGCCAUAUGAAUUAUUUAUAUCAAAUUUUUAUUUUUGUAGUUUGUACAGAUGUUAGUCGCUAGACUGAAGUUAUAUUUUUAAAGAGUAAAUAUAUUAUAAAUGCAAAUAUAUAUAAUUAUAUCUAUUUGUUGCUGAGUUUUUUUUGUUUUGUUUUGUUUUGUUUUUUUUGGGGAGGGGGGGUCAAAUUGGGUGGAGCUUUGAGCUCUUUAUUUGCUGUUGGAAAAAGAGAAAACCAGUUUGGAAAAUGAAGGAGAGGUGUGUGGCUGUGGCUCUCCACCUUAUGUAGAUUUCCUUGCCUUUCCUUCUUCGUGUAAAGAUUUGAAGAAUUUCUCUUGUUUUUUGUCAUUGUCUAAAACACUGUGACUUCAGAAAACGAUGUGCGAGGAAAAAAAAGAACACACACAACCCUCGCGUGACCAUCAUUUUCCUUCACCCUUAAUAGGAAUUCAACUAACAAAAUAAAUGUUAAAAAACAA
Colossoma macropomum (tambaqui) is the source of this 6830-nucleotide messenger RNA. RefSeq names its product patched 2 (gene ptch2). Gene Ontology annotation, biological process: smoothened signaling pathway. Gene Ontology annotation, molecular function: smoothened binding; hedgehog family protein binding; hedgehog receptor activity. The record is from RefSeq and is a predicted model, not a curated record. The coding region runs from base 499 to 4809 and encodes 1436 amino acids. The transcript has 22 exons. Lineage: Eukaryota; Metazoa; Chordata; Actinopteri; Characiformes; Serrasalmidae. Gene Ontology annotation, cellular component: plasma membrane.